Sinocyclocheilus grahami is the source of this 2207-nucleotide messenger RNA. RefSeq names its product junctophilin-1-like. The transcript is spliced from 4 exons. The record is from RefSeq and is a predicted model, not a curated record. Gene Ontology annotation, cellular component: junctional membrane complex; plasma membrane; endoplasmic reticulum membrane. The coding region runs from base 294 to 2207 and encodes 637 amino acids. Lineage: Eukaryota; Metazoa; Chordata; Actinopteri; Cypriniformes; Cyprinidae.
GGUCUAGUUGUGUCUGCUCUGCGCAGCGCAGCGCCUGCGAGCGGAGGGAGUCGGUGAAACGCAGCGGCGGUUCCAGCGUGUGCGGCUUCGGUAAUGAUGCACUAAACCUGCCUGCUCAUUCAUACUCUCACAACCCAAGCAGAAAUACCAAACAGCAACAUCUCCAUUGUGAUUAAUUCUUCCCGGUUUAUCCGUUGCUGCUGAACUCGGCUUAGAAAAGAAGGUUUAAUGAAAGAGAAAGACAAGAAGCGCUCGGCAACGUUACGACUGUUUUUAUUUUCAUCCCAUUCUGAAUGACGGGCGGACGGUUCGACUUCGACGAUGGAGGCACUUACUGUGGCGGAUGGGAGGACGGGAAAGCCCACGGACACGGCAUCUGCACGGGACCCAAGGGUCAAGGCGAGUACGCAGGGUCCUGGUCCCACGGUUUUGAGAUAGUCGGGGUCUACACCUGGCCCAGCGGGAAUACGUACCAGGGCUACUGGUCGCAGGGCAAACGCCACGGGCUGGGUGUUGAAACCAAGGGAAAAUGGGUUUAUCGUGGGGAGUGGAGUCACGGGUUCAAGGGUCGAUAUGGAGUUCGGCAGAGUACCAAUACACCUGCUAGAUACGAUGGGACGUGGAGUAAUGGACUACAGGAUGGCUAUGGAGUCGAAACCUAUGGGGAUGGUGGCACAUAUCAAGGCCAGUGGAUGGGUGGCAUGAGGCAUGGCUAUGGUGUGCGACAGAGCGUGCCUUAUGGAAUGGCAACCAUUAUCCGCUCUCCGCUUCGCACCUCCCUGGCCUCCCUAAGAAGUGUGCAAAGCAAUGGUGCUGUUCUGCAGGAUGCGGUACCCGACACACCAGUUGGAAGCCGUGGUGGUUUCGUGCUGAAUUUUCACAGCGAUACCGAAGUCGUCACCGGGAAGAAGAAGGGCCUGUUCCGCCGUGGGUCCCUCUUCGGCAGCCUCCGCCAGCUACGUAAAUCUGACUCCAAAACGUCCAUCUCUAGCAAACGGAGCUCGGCGCGUAGCGACGCCACCAUGAGCCGCAUCAGCUCCAGCGACGCCAACUCCACCAUCAGCUAUGGAGACGGAGAGGUGCCCGAUGAGUACACCUCCAUGGAGGACCAUGUGGACGCCACCACCACAGAGUCAUACAUGGGCGAGUGGAAGAAUGACAAACGCAAUGGGUUUGGAGUCAGUGAGCGAUCCAGUGGGCUGAAGUACGAAGGGGAAUGGAUGAACAACAAGAGACAUGGAUACGGAUGCACAAUAUUCCCAGAUGGAACCAAAGAAGAGGGGAAGUAUAAAAAUAAUGUGUUGGUGCGUGGGAUAAGGAAGCAGCUUAUUCCUCUUAAAAACCAUAAAACUAAAGAAAAAGUGGACAGGGCUGUGGAGGGGGCUCGAAGGGCGUCAGCUAUCGCCAGGACUAAAGUGGAAAUAGCAGUGUCAAGGACAACCCACGCAAGGACUAAGAGUGAAGCAGCAGACCAGGCCGCACUUGCAGCAUGUCAGGAAUCAGACUUAGCCAGAGCUGUGGCUUAUGAACUAUCUCCAAGCUUCCAUCAGCCAGAAAGGCGCCGCAGCCCUUUCUAUCGGCGCGGCACGACUCCAAGCCACUCUCCUGCCCAAAGCCCGACCCCAUCACCUCCUCUCUCCCCUCAUCAGAGCCAGCCACCCAACCCCAGCGCCAGCACCAGCCGGAAGAUAAGCAAAGACAACAGCAGCGUAGCCCGAAAGAUAAGCAAGGACAGUAGUAGUGUUGCUCGCAAGAUAAGCAAAGAAGAGAGAGCCUCGAUUGUGGCAGAGAUCACCAAAGUAUCCACCCCUCUUCCUGUACCGGCCAUCAAGCUACAGGACGUGCCCCCACCAAAGCCCCCCAAGGCCCCUGAACCCCAGCCCAAACCUGCCAGCACAGGUAAUGGGCAGCUACAUGCUGCUUAUCACAGUUACUAUGUGAAGCCGGUGGUGAAGUUGCCUCCACCAGAGGAACCAGAAGAUGAAGAGCCUGAGAUGACACAGUCUAGCCUGGCCAGGAUGCCUCCACCACCCAAACUGGUCAGGACGUCCACUCCCAAACCAGAGUCCAAGAUCAGGAAACAAGAGUCUAUUAUUUUUGUUUUGCAGUUAUUUCAGGUUGUGAGGCUCUCUGUGAGCCUCCCUGAUCAGCUGUUCUUGAGCCUGGUAGCUCCCCUCCCUUUGAGGGUCGCUAUGCUGAGAUCAUAG